Drosophila arizonae is the source of this 1875-nucleotide messenger RNA. RefSeq names its product link (gene link). NCBI's taxonomy places the organism in Eukaryota, Metazoa, Arthropoda, Insecta, Diptera, Drosophilidae. The record is from RefSeq and is a predicted model, not a curated record.
AGUUCGAAAAUUCUGAGAAGCCAUAUGAAAUUUGAUAAUUAUACAGGUAGUCGAUGGCAAUGAAUUUUCAAUGGAAAUCGUAAUUUUCGAUGGCCAACAGGUAAAAAACGUUUCGCCUAUGCCAUCGAGCAUUCGUAGUAACAAGAAAAGAGAAUUCCACGAAAGUAGGCCCAAACAAGAAUACGGAUUAGGUUUCUCAAGGCUCGAUCGACAAUGAUUUAUCAGUUGUUCUUUUAACCUCGUGUUGAGCAGAAUGUUCGCUGAACUCCUGAAGUUUCUUUUGCAUUUGGCUCUGUGGCAAUGUAUAAGCGGCCGUAUUCCAUUGAUGCCCAAACUCUACGGGCAAGACAGUGCAAUUAUUGUUGACACUGAUAAGCUCAGAUUGAAUCCAAAGUUACAAAAUGGAAUCUAUUAUAAUAUUCCCGCCUUUAAGCUCAUCCAUCCGAUCACACAUAAUCCAUCGUCUAUUACGUACACAGAGACAGCAGUACCAAGAGGGGCUGGCGAGUAUCCCAAGGAUUUGAUUGACAUCGCUCGCACUAAGCUGGGCUUUAAGCGAAUAGAUCAGCUGCCCAGCCUAAGUGAGCUCGGGAGUCUGCUGGGCACUAGCAACGACGAUGAGACAAUCAAAUAUGUGCGCUCUCUGACUUCCACGGAUCAAGGCAUAGCACUGAUGAAGGCAUACUUGGAGUCAACCGAUUCCAACAAUGAUAGCAAGGAUAAGCCGGAAGCAAAUGAUAACUAUAACAAUGCCGAUUUCGAUGUCGACUACGAUGCGACGCCAUCCAGGCUCGAUAUACCUGUAACAACGCCGCAGAUGGAAACGGGGGGCUUGAUGAAGGGUGUGAACGAGUUCAUAAAUCAAUACAAAUUGUGGCCGGGACUGGAUAAUAGCACAAAAUCCAGACGGUUGCCAUAUAAGCAUAUGCUGGUGGCACCCGUUCAGCCAAACAGCAACCAUAAGCAGAGUUUAACACCAGCCUUACGACCCCUACUUUUACGGAGCCCAUUGCCCUAUCAUUAUCCUAUUCCAUUACGACCCGUAUUAUUUCCAAAACCCAUGACAACUACUACAAAGCCAGCCCCAGUCAGCAACGACGCAAACACGGAUUUGAGGCCGCCACACCUCAACACCCCUAAGGGGACGACAUCUGAUCUUGUGGCCCCGCAUGUUCACGAGCUAGCGCGGAUUGCUAACAUUUCCCCAGACCUUCUUGACAGCUUUUUGCAACAACAACCAAAGCUGGCCGAAUUGGCGAAAAGGUUUAGUCGAUUACCGCUGGCUCAACAGCACAGCAAAGCUAUUGACUCGCAAUUGUUUAUGGCUGUCAAAAGAGCCCUGGCACAGGAUAACUUAAAGCGUUUGCUUGGAGCAUCGCAGACAUAGAUUAAGUAUGGUGUCGUCAAUAAUAAAAAUUAUAUAAAUGUAACAUAUACAUAUUUUUAAACUGGGCUAGUAACGGAAUUUACGAUGUCCCUUUAUAGCCAUUCACAUACAUAUGUAUGUGAAUAAAUACAUUUAAAUUCAUACAUAUACAUGUCGCGACACCUCAAAAUGCAAUGUCCAUGGGACUUAGUGGUCAAUGUAUUAUUAAAUGUCGUUAGUUUUUUCUACCGUUGCUUGCAUUAUCGUCGCCUAAUUAUCAAUCAGCGACCAUUUACUGCUCAACGCAAGGGUAUUCUUGAUAAGUACAUACAUAUGUAUGUACGUAAUACAAUGUGUGUUUAACAAUUUAAUGAAAAUGAUGUACUAGGUAUUUUGAGCACAUCACUUUGGUAAGAUAGUUAAAUUACUCUUUGUCCAUUAAAAUAGCACCCGAGAGAAGAAAGUUACUAAACUAACGAGCGUGCAUUGGACAAUAAUUAUUACAUAGG